CGCGGCGCGCAGGCCGGAGGGAGGAGGCUCGGCGCGGCUCGGCGGCGGCGGCAACGUGCUCCGCGGGCGGGCGGGAGGGCUGGCGGGCGGCCCCCGCUCCCCGGCUCCGCGGCUCGGUGCAGCCCGCGCGGCCCCCGCCCUCGGACCCGCCCCCGGGGGUCGCCCGGCCCCAUGCCCAGCGGCGGCGGCGGAGCAGCGCGCGGCCGCGGGCGGCUCUGAGGAGCCCGGAGGGAACCGGCGACGAGGGGACCAUGUACCGGGACCCGGAGGCGGCCAGCCCAGGGGCGCCCUCGCGCGACGUCCUGCUGGUCUCUGCCAUCAUCACCGUCAGCCUUAGCGUCACUGUCGUCCUCUGCGGCCUCUGCCACUGGUGUCAGCGCAAACUGGGCAAACGCUACAAGAAUUCCUUGGAGACGGUGGGCACGCCAGACUCAGGGCGUGGGCGCAGUGAGAAGAAGGCUAUCAAUGAUCUAGACAGAGACUUUUGGAAUAACAAUGAGAGCACAGUGCAGCAGAAAUGGAGCUCCUACCCUCCCAAGGAGUUUAUUCUAAACAUUUCACCCUACGCCCCUUAUGGCGACCCACGACUGUCCCUCAAUGGCACCCUCCUGUCGGGCGCCAAAGUGGCCGCCGCGGCGGGGCUGGCGGUGGAGCGGGAAGGCCGGCUGGGGGAGAAGCCGGCGCCGGUGCCACCACCCGGAGAGGACGCCUUGAGAAGCGGCGGGGCUGCCCCCAGCGAGCCGGGCAGCAGUGGCAAGGCCGGGAGAGGCCGCUGGCGGACGGUGCAGAGCCACCUGGCCGCAGGGAAGCUCAACUUGUCCAAUUUCGAGGACUCCACCCUGUCCACGGCCACUACCCUUGAGUCUAUCCCCAGCUCCACGGGAGAGCCGAAAUGCCAGCGACCCCGCACCCUGAUGCGGCAGCAGAGCCUGCAGCAGCCGCUGAGCCAGCACCAGCGGGGCCGGCAGCCCAGCCAGCCCACCACCAGCCAGAGCCUGGGCCAGCUGCAGGCCCACAUGGCCUCGGCGCCGGGCCCCAACCCCCGGGCCUAUGGCCGGGGCCAGGCUCGGCAGGGCACCUCGGCCGGCUCCAAGUACCGGGCGGCGGGGGGCCGCAGCCGCUCCAACCCGGGCAGCUGGGACCACGUGGUGGGGCAGAUUCGAAACCGAGGCUUGGACAUGAAAUCCUUCCUGGAAGGCCGGAUGGUGGUGCUAUCCUUGGUCUUAGGGCUUUCGGAACAGGAUGACUUUGCCAAUAUCCCUGACCUGCAAAACCCAGGAACCCAGCAGAACCAGAACGCUCAGGGGGACAAGAGGUUGCCUGCAGGAGGGAAGGCGGUGAACACAGCCCCGGUGCCAGGCCAGACACCCCACGAUGAGUCUGACCGCCGGACCGAGCCACGCUCCUCUGUCUCAGACCUCGUCAACUCCCUCACCAGCGAGAUGCUCAUGCUCUCCCCAGGCUCCGAGGAGGACGAGGCCCACGAGGGCUGCAGCCGAGAGAACCUGGGCCGGAUCCAGUUCAGCGUCGGCUAUAACUUCCAGGAGUCCACGCUCACCGUGAAGAUCAUGAAGGCCCAAGAGCUGCCGGCCAAGGACUUCAGCGGCACCAGUGACCCCUUCGUCAAGAUCUACCUGCUGCCUGACAAGAAGCACAAGCUGGAGACCAAGGUGAAGCGGAAGAACCUGAACCCCCACUGGAACGAGACCUUCCUCUUUGAAGGUUUUCCCUAUGAGAAGGUGGUGCAGAGGAUCCUCUACCUCCAAGUGCUGGACUACGACCGCUUCAGCCGCAACGACCCCAUCGGGGAGGUGUCCAUCCCCCUUAACAAGGUGGACCUGACCCAGAUGCAGACCUUCUGGAAGGAUCUGAAGCCAUGCAGCGAUGGGAGUGGGAGCCGAGGGGAGCUGCUCUUGUCUCUCUGCUACAACCCCUCUGCCAACUCCAUCAUCGUGAACAUCAUCAAAGCCCGGAACCUCAAAGCCAUGGACAUCGGGGGUACAUCAGACCCCUACGUGAAGGUGUGGCUGAUGUACAAGGACAAGCGGGUGGAGAAGAAGAAGACGGUGACGAUGAAGAGGAACCUGAACCCCAUCUUCAAUGAGUCCUUCGCCUUCGAUAUCCCCACGGAGAAGCUGAGGGAGACGACCAUCAUUAUCACCGUCAUGGACAAGGACAGGCUCAGCCGCAAUGACGUCAUCGGCAAGAUCUACCUGUCCUGGAAGAGCGGGCCAGGGGAGGUGAAGCACUGGAAGGACAUGAUUGCCCGUCCCCGGCAGCCCGUGGCCCAGUGGCACCAGCUGAAGGCCUGAGUGGGGCCAAGGGAGGCCCAGGGGGCCGAGGGCCCGGGUCCCCAUCAUGCCCUCACCACUUUAUGCACAACGCCCAGCCUGAGCCCCCUGCCAUAGGGAGGGGAGGACCCUGAGGGCUCAGCCAGGGAGGGGUCCCAGGACUCAACUGGGCCCCGUGUCUAGGAAGUACCAGCCCCGUCCCCCACGGUCCAGCUUGGGGGAAGGGGCUCUGGGAGGCAUUUUCCUGCUUUGCCCCUUUUCUUCCUGACUUACUAAUACUAAAGAAGUUGGGGGACCUCGAGAGCCAGACGGCCAGACAGGCAGACCCCUCCAGAGGCCCGCCAGGUGGGCAUGGUCCCCCGUUUUCUUUAAGGCAGCACCUGGAGUGGAGAGAGGCCACUCCCUGUCCAGCCCCCGAGGUGGACCCAGGGGAGGGGAGGCUGAGGCGUUUGGCCCCAGUCUGGCCAGGAGAGGCCCGUCCCCAGGGCAGUUUCAGGUGCCAGCUGGGCCCUGAAUGCCGAAGACAGUAUCUAGCCCGCUCCUGGGUCCUGGAGCCGCGGCCCUUUGUACUUGUGUUGUGUCCAUUGUGUGUGUGCGUGGGGACAGAGGCCUGGAAGUGCGGAGGACUAUGCGGAGAAGGCAGGUUUCGUGAAGGCCAGGCAGGGGUGGAGGCCAGGAGUGUGAGAGGAGAGGCCCGUAGGGCUGAGUGGGGUAGGGUGAGGCAGAGGUCAGGAACAGAAGAGCGGCAGAUGCUGGAGCUGGGCUGAGAGCUGGGCUGCCUCCUGCCAUCCCCCCAUCUCCUCCCCUUCUCCCCUUGGUGCCCCCUUCUGCUCAGAAUCUGAAAUAGCUCCUUUUUCAGCAAUUUCAUCUCUUGAACACUGACUCACACCUUUUAGGCACCUACUGUGUGCAUAGCAUUCCACCAGGACUCAUCUCCCUUCCUUCUCAAGGGGUCCUGAGCCCUGACUAGCUUUGCCCUAACUCCUUCAUCAAAAGACCCCCCGCCAGCUUCCCACACCUCAUACGCAGCCACAUCUGCCCUAUUCUCCAUGCUUUCCAGCUUCCCUGCCCUUCCUCGUCUCUCCCUGCCUGUGCAGACCCCCACCCUUCUUUCCUCACCCCUCCAUCCCCCGAUGCUUGUAGGCCUUCCAUUCAUUCCCUCUCAUCGUGUGUAGUCUCUGAUCUUCCAUCACCUGAUCUUCUCCAGGACUGUCUUCCCACCCUCCCCACUCCCUGGUCCCCGGGAGCAGCUCCUUCUGCCUGGCUCACUCAGUGCAGGGAAAGGAGGCAGGGAGAAGACGAAGGUUCUGAGAGUUCUGAGGUUGCCACACACAAAGAAGCCGUGGUUUCUCUGCCUCAGCCACUGAUGAGACUAGAACUGGCUUCCCCCUGGAGAUGGCAGAUUUCAGGCUGAUCCCUGCUUAAGCCCUCUCAUCCCCACGCUGGUCCUGGUAUUGAUAAAAGACCCAGCUGGUGACAAAGCCUCCAAACCUGGGGGUCCAUGAGCCUGGGCCUGACAUUCCCAAGAACCACCGCCAGGUGGCGUCAAGCCCCCACAGUCUGUGGCUUGGUCAGCCCACAGUUCCACCCUGGAUGGGCCUGUGACACCCCAAAGAGAAGAAGGGGACUCUGGAUAGGGUCCCCACAUCCAGGGCGUGGGGAGAGCAUAGGCAUUUGGGAACCAUUUUCCUUUGGUCGGCUUCCCCUUGAGCUGAGCAUUCUGCUUGCUGCAGUAGAUGGGUCGCCUUUUGCCCAUAGCGAAAUUUUCUUAAAUUGAAUCUCACACCCCCACCAUUUCCUCUCCCUGGGAUCUGGAAGAACAUCAUACAUAGUAGGUGAAUCGUUUUGUAGAGUGAAGAAUGCUAAUGUAAAGCAAAUAGUCACCCACGUUCCUUGUAAAUCCAAAUGUUCCUAUAUUGUAGCUUUGCUUAAAAUGGGGUCGGCCCCAACUGCACCCUCCUCUUUGGCGGGCUGGGGAGCGGCCCCCAGCAGGGACGGGAGGGCAGCGACCCCGAGGCCACGUGGAUGUGGGAGAGGGCGUGGUGGGAAGUUUUGAGUGGAGGAGGGGAUCUGCCCUUCUCCACCCCUCCCUUGGAUCCGCCUCGGUUUCCUGUUCCCCCACCACCACCCGCCUGCCCCGCGGAAGACUGCCCAGUGAGCGAGCCCCCGCCUCCCAGGCCCCUUCGCCUGCUAGGGAGGCCCCUGGGAAUCCAACCAACUUGUAUCGAGUGGGCGGGGCAAUGGCUUCACCUUUUCCCGAGCCCCGCCCAUGGAGCUCUUAGCCAAUCCUAUGCAGAGAGCAUCUCCUGGCAGGGGUCUUUUCCCAACCAGACCCCAUCCAGGCACAUUGGCGACCAGGCUUGGGCUUCCCCAGCCCCCCCACGUGCAGGUGGAGCUCUGGGAUGCUAUGUCGGGGCGGCAAGCGGUGGGCCAAGGGCUGAGUAGGCUAGCACGGGAGGCAAGGGUGGUAUGGGAUGGGGCAGGGGUGGUCUAGGGUGAUAGGAGAGCAGGGAAUGGGGGAACUUGAGGGUGGGGGGAGGGCACUUGGAGCCCUGUCACCAUCCCAGGACUUUGGGCAAGUCACCCGCACUCCCUGGGCCUCAGUUUCCCCAUCUGUAAUAUGAUGGUAAUAAUACUUCACCUACCUCACAGGGGAGGUUGUGAGGCCACCAUCACCUGACCUGAGGGUCAAGAGAGAAGGUGCUACCCGUGAGCAAAGUGUAAUUAGCGAAUCCUGACAGCAAGGCCCACCUGCCCCUCCCCCACAGAGCCUCCAGAGCUAGCCGAGGCCAACCCAGGCCCAUCUGUCUCUUCACUGUGUCGCAGGCCCCUUCAUGGGCCUCAUCUGCCAUCUUUGUGGGUGCCCUAGACUUAGUCCUUAUCUUGUCCUGGUUUCCUUUCUUGUGGCCAUCUCCCCACGAAACUGCUGUAUAAAUUCCACCUGCCCCAGGACCCCCACGCCUGCCCUCCGGCACCAGAUGCCAGGGAAGGGACAGAGGAAAACAGCCACAAACAAGCCAGGGGCCUCCCCUGAGUCCCCCAGGGGUGGGGAUCGGUGGCCACUGUUUGUAUGUCCUUGAGUGCAAAUGUUUUAUAAAAAAUAAAACAAAAACCCACCAUCACCAAAAAAAAAAAAAAAAAAAAAAAAUUU
Molecule: messenger RNA, 5442 nt
Organism: Macaca mulatta (Rhesus monkey)
Lineage: Eukaryota; Metazoa; Chordata; Mammalia; Primates; Cercopithecidae
Gene: SYT7
Product: synaptotagmin 7
Biological process (GO): vesicle fusion; calcium ion-regulated exocytosis of neurotransmitter
Cellular component (GO): synaptic vesicle; plasma membrane; axon
Molecular function (GO): SNARE binding; clathrin binding; calcium ion binding
Source: RefSeq, a predicted model, not a curated record